Desarmillaria tabescens is the source of this 1052-nucleotide messenger RNA. RefSeq lists its product as uncharacterized. Lineage: Eukaryota; Fungi; Basidiomycota; Agaricomycetes; Agaricales; Physalacriaceae. Bases 282 to 1052 code for a protein of 256 amino acids. The transcript is spliced from 6 exons. The record is from RefSeq and is a predicted model, not a curated record.
UUUCUAUUCGUUUGCCUCUACUCUCAUGAUUCCCAUUUUUUCCUGUCCAUCCAUCCGUUCUUUCCUAAUUGUAUUCAAGGUCUCUUUCUGCUUCCAAGAUCGAGACUCUUCACGACGAUGUGUUAUUCAAGAAAAAAAAGAUCACCAUUGAGCGAGAUGCAUUCUUGUCCUUCCAACAGUGGUACCGCUAGAUUGCGAGCGUGAAGAACCGCCAGAAGACCAUUGUGUGGAAGACUGACAAACCCUUCAUGUCAUAGAACCUCUUUUUCUGGAUCAUCGAUAUGGGUCGUCUCUUGCCUACAAACCUCGUGGAUUUUAGGGUCCAGAUAUACGUGAUGAAGGGGAUAUGGGCUUAUAUGGAGCAGUACAGGAAUAUGGAGAGUUGGACUGAUAUUAUGAUCCUUGGGCUGGUGCACCAUAUGUUGGUUUUCCGGAAUAUGCACGAUUUUGCGGGUGGCGACGUUCUGAUUAUAUGCAUCAAUUGGGACAAGGAACUCGUGGAUGCGGCGGUGGAUUACUGGGUCAAGCUGAGCGCUGAUAACUGGAUGAAGGAAGAACGCGACACAAAACUCUGUCAAGUCUAUGCGAAGGCGCAUGGUCACAACCCCUGCUUCUACCAAGUCGAUCCAUAUGUUUGUGCCCUGCUGCUUGACGAGGAGGUCAGCUACGUCCUGUCAUUCAUCGUUAUUUUAGAAACUAGGAAGGAUGGCAAGGAUCGUGCGUUCUUCACUCAUCCAUCCCACUGCCCACCACCCUCCAUCCUCAACACCCUCCCAAAGACAUGCAGAAGUGCCUCCUGCACCAACUCAAAGUGCAUCGGAGUAUGGCGCGUUGAGGAUUGCUGCAGCCUGCACUGUACAGGCCCGAUGGUCCGAGAGCUCCAACGCUACGAAGAUUGUGUGGUGUGUAACCUUUGGGGAUGCGAAACAGAACCAGUGGUUGGACUCCAGAGGUGUCAGAAGUGUAAGGAGACCUUGUAUUGUUGUCAGAAAAGCCGCCUUGUUUUCUUCACACGUUUUUGUAUUGCCAUUUCCCACUUAUUUUAUCGAUGA